UCUCGUUGCACACAACAGUGCGACAUUACUGUUUGCUUAGUCACUCCAAACUCCAGACUCCAAACUUCAAAGUGCAUAAUGUCUAUUUUUGGGUACGCCCAUUGAAUAGAAUACUCUGUGUCUAAUCAGAGACAGUCAGCACAGUUCGCAGAUUUUAUACAAUCCUACCAUUCCAACCAGCUCCGAUCGCAGGUUGCACUCCUAAAAAACUUUAUUACCCAUCACAACUUAAAUUUAUGCUCUACACGUUUGCUUUCUUUCUCUAAUCUUCGCUCCAUUUCUGAAAGCUUACUCUAGUUUUAUCCUUGUUAUUAUUAUCACUGUUAUUUGUGGAUAUAUAUUUCCGAACAUUCACUGCUCAAAUUUACACAAGGGUUUAUUGAAGAAGAACAACAACAAACAAAAAAGGGUUCUGGGUUUUGUUUUGAUUGAUCAAUGGCAUCUUAUGUGCCUCCUGGGGCACCUAGACCUGCCAGCAAUGCCAAUAAUCCUCCAUCAUCACACCCACCCCCUAAUUUUCGGGCUAAUCCCAAUUCAUUAGCUGAUAAUUUGCACAAUUUGAAUUUCAAUUCUGCUGCCCCUAGAGCUCCCUCCCCUUUGCCCGGGACGCCAUUUUCUAGACAGGCCACCCAGCCACGACCUCCAUCAGGACCCCCAUUUCCACCUACUUUUAGUCACCCCAACGAACCGAGCCCUUGGAUUGUUCCACCACCGGGUGCUCGCCCACCUCCUUUUGUUUCGAGUGCAUCACGUGGUUUGGCGAGUAACGGGCAGCCGGUGUUUGCCUCAGGGGCAUUGCCUGGUGGACAGUGGUUUCCUCCACUUGGCAGUGCACCACAACCCCCUGUCAGGCCUCCACCAACAAUGGCAAUGGCUCGAGCUCCUCCUCAGCCUCCAACCGCAACUUCUCGUCCCCUUAUGGGAAGUUCAUUGAUCAGAGCUCCUCCAGUGCAACCAGCAUCACCAUUUUCAGCAGCACCACAAGCCAGACAGCCACCUACUACUGCUUAUCCUUAUGGCCAGCCCACAUGGCCCUUGCAACCUGGGCAGGGGGCUCCACCUCCACCAAUUACUGGUUCUCCACAACCACCUAGAAUGUUUGGAAUGCCCCCACCACUACCAAAUCAGUCUAUGACUUCUGUAUCAUCUGCUGUGGGUCAAAUUGGAGCACCUGUGGCAGGGGCUUCAAAGAUUGAUCCCAACCAAAUUCCUCGGCCCAUUCCAAGUUCCUCAGUGAUCUUGCAUGAAACUCGUCAAGGCAAUCAGGCCAAUCCUCCUCCGCCUGCUACAAGUGAUUACAUUGUUAGAGACACUGGGAAUUGCAGUCCACGUUACAUGAGGUGUACCAUCAAUCAGAUUCCAUGCACUGAUGAUCUUUUGACAACAUCAGGGAUGCAGUUGGCUCUGAUGGUCCAACCAUUGGCCAUUCCUCAUCCAUCUGAGGAGACUGUCCAAGUUGUGGAUUUUGGGGAAAGUGGUCCUGUUCGAUGUUCUCGUUGCAAAGGCUAUAUAAAUCCUUUCAUGAAGUUCAUUGAUCAGGGAAGGCGGUUCAUCUGCAAUUUUUGUGGAUUUACUGAUGAAACUCCCCGUGAGUACCACUGCAAUCUAGGUCCAGAUGGUAGGCGUAGAGAUGCUGAUGAAAGGCCUGAACUGUGUAGAGGAACAGUUGAGUUUGUUGCUUCAAGGGAAUACAUGGUGCGUGAUCCAAUGCCAGCUGUGUAUUUUUUCCUCAUUGAUGUAUCCACGAAUGCCAUUCAAACUGGUGCAACUGCUGCUGCUUGUGGUGCAAUCAAUCAAGUUAUUGCUGACCUUCCUGAAGGUCCUCGAACAAUGGUGGGAAUUGCAACAUUUGACUCAACAAUCCAUUUUUACAAUUUGAAGCGUGCAUUACAGCAGCCACUGAUGCUCGUUGUUCCUGAUGUACAAGAUGUUUAUACUCCUUUGCAAACUGACCUUGUUGUUCAGCUUUCCGAGUGCCGUCAACAUUUAGAGCUACUUCUGGAGAGCAUUCCAACCAUGUUUCUGGAAAAUAGAACUGCUGAAUCAGCCUUUGGUGCUGCCACCAAGGCUGCUUUCAUGGCAAUGAAGAGUACUGGAGGAAGGCUUUUGGUAUUUCAGUCAGUCUUGCCAUCAAUUGGCAUUGGUGCCCUUUCUGCAAGAGACGCUGAAGGAAGAACUCACCUCUUUGCAGGGGAGAAGGAGGCCCAUAAAUUACUUCAACCUGCUGACGAAACAUUAAAGGCAAUGGCAAUUGAAUUUGCUGAGUAUCAGGUCUGUGUUGAUGUAUUUAUCACUACCCAGACUUAUGUAGACAUUGCUUCUAUUGCUGUCAUCCCAAGAACCACUGGAGGGCAGGUAUAUUAUUAUUACCCCUUCUCAGCUGUUUCUGAUCCUGCAAAACUUUACAAUGAUCUUAGAUGGAACGUGACAAGGCCUCAAGGUUUUGAGGCAGUGAUGCGCGUGAGAUGCAGCCAGGGUAUUGAAGUUCUAGAAUACAAUGGAAACUUCUGCAAACGCAUGCCAACUGAUGUUGACCUUCCUGGGAUUGACUGCGACAAAACCGUUAUGGUUACCUUAAAACAUGAUGAUAAUUUGAAGGAUGGCUCAGAAUGUGCUUUUCAGUGUGCCCUUCUUUACACCACCGUCAAUGGACAAAGACGAAUUCGAGUUACUACAUUAUCUCUGCCAUGCACAAGUAUACUAAGUAAUCUUUUCCGCUCGGCUGAGUUGGAUACUCAAUUUGCAUGUUUCUUGAAGCAAGCGGCAAGUGAAAUCCCUUCCAGGCCACUUUUGCUUGUCAAGGAUCGAAUGACAAACCUUUGCAUCAACAUUCUGCUUUCUUAUCGUAAAUUUUGUGCUACAGUGACAUCUUCUGGACAACUUAUUCUUCCUGAGGCACUUAAGCUUCUGCCUCUGUACACCCUUGCAUUAAUUAAGAGUAAGGGAUUACGAACUGAUGGGAGAAUAGAUGAACGAUCAUUCUGGAUCAACUAUUUGUCAUCCAUUUCUACUCCACUGGCAAUUCCAUUUGUGCACCCCAGGAUGGUGGCUAUCCAUGACCUUAAUUCAAAGGAGGGUGAUCAAUCUCUUGUUCCUCCUGUGAUUUCGCUUUCUACUGAACACGUGAAUGAUGGGGGAAUUUAUCUUCUUGAGAAUGGUGAGGAUUGUUUAAUAUAUAUUGGGAACUCAGUGGAUUCAGAUAUCUUGCAACAGCUAUUUUGCAUUUCCUCAGUUGAUGAAAUUCCAGCUCAGUUUGUGCUGCAGCAAUAUGACAAUCCAUUAUCAAAGAAGCUAAAUGAUUUGGUAAACGAGAUACGGCGCCAAAGAUGUUCCUACCUCCGCUUGAAAUUGUGCAAGAAAGGAGAUCCAUCAGGUAUGCUGUUCUUUUCAUAUAUGAUAGAAGACAAGAGCUCAAGUGGCCUCUCCUAUGUUGAGUUUCUAGUACACGUCCACCGGCAAAUUCAACUUAAAAUGUCAUCAUGAUCAUACUUUGCACCUUUCAGUUUAAUUUAGAAGUUUCAAUCACCUUCCUCAAAUACACAGUACAGAUAACAUUCAACGAAAUAUCAGAUCCUUGCUACACACUGUCCAAUUGCCCUGCCAAGCAAGCAGCACCGACUUUUUGCGUUUAGGGAGUGUAAAAGUGUACAGUUUUAAUGGUGGUAAUAAAUUCCCCUUUAUAUAUUUAGUUUUUUUACUCCACUUUCUUUUUGUUUUUUGGGCACUAUAAGAGCCCUGCAUAAAUGGGGAAAAUGUAUGAACAGAUGAUUGAAAAUGUAAGAUCCCCUCAAGAAGAGGUGAAAGAUGUAUGAACAGUUGGUUGAUUUAGAAAUGGAUAAGUUUAAGUUGA
Quercus lobata is the source of this 3850-nucleotide messenger RNA. RefSeq names its product protein transport protein Sec24-like At4g32640. The record is from RefSeq and is a predicted model, not a curated record. Gene Ontology annotation, cellular component: endoplasmic reticulum exit site; COPII vesicle coat. Gene Ontology annotation, biological process: intracellular protein transport; COPII-coated vesicle cargo loading; endoplasmic reticulum to Golgi vesicle-mediated transport. The coding region runs from base 436 to 3483 and encodes 1015 amino acids. Gene Ontology annotation, molecular function: zinc ion binding; SNARE binding. The transcript is spliced from 24 exons. NCBI's taxonomy places the organism in Eukaryota, Viridiplantae, Streptophyta, Magnoliopsida, Fagales, Fagaceae.